Molecule: messenger RNA, 10900 nt
Organism: Onychostoma macrolepis
Lineage: Eukaryota; Metazoa; Chordata; Actinopteri; Cypriniformes; Cyprinidae
Gene: stard13a
Product: StAR-related lipid transfer (START) domain containing 13a
Exons: 14
Coding region: 6489-9470 (993 amino acids)
Biological process (GO): signal transduction; proteolysis; regulation of Rho protein signal transduction
Molecular function (GO): aspartic-type endopeptidase activity; lipid binding; protein binding
Source: RefSeq, a predicted model, not a curated record
AAGACACAUAACCACUUUGCUUAUUAUAAGUGUGUGCCACAGUUUUGUCUGUUGCUUUAAAUACAAUUUAAAGGUGCUGUAUGUAAUAUUGACAGCAAGCAGUUGAAAUACUGCAGUCCAAAUUCAAACUAUUGGAGAGAGUUGUUUCUCCCGCCACGUCCUCCUCAGACUCAAAGCUCAGGCGGGUUGCCAGAUUGAGGAUACACAACAGGAACGAGCGAUUUUGACAUUGAAGGGCUACAAGCCUUAACUGAUUAGUUGAUUUAUCCACAUUUUAAUAUCCCUCUUGGUCAUUGAGUAAAACUUAGAUCAGGUACAAACUAUGAUCUCAGAUCCAGUUUGUUUGUUGACUUCCAUGGCCACAAUAUACUGUGUUUUCCACCAACUGGCAACCCAAGGUGUUGAAAUACUAUUGGCAGUGGGAAACAGACAGACAUUCUGACAUGGAACACACAUUUCAAAAAUAGAAUAAAUGGAUGUAGCAUUGUUUUUCACAGAAACAAGUAUGUGAAUGUAGCAUGUUUACUAAAUAUCUGCAGAAAUGAUAUUUUCCUGUUUUGAUAAAGUAAAAAUAAAUUACAUGCAGCACCUUUAUUGUCGGGUAUAUAAGCUGUCAGUGUUUUUAUCAUUCAUCAGCUGAAAAAAAUAAUUCUGAAAGUGAUUCCAACUGUAUCAUUUCCUCUGUGUCGUUAUUGUUAUAGUUGUAGUGUGGACUUCCUUUUUUUGUAACGAUUAUUAAACUUUAUAGUUAACAUCUCUGGUGUGAAUUGAUUUUGUUAGCAAUUAUAUUCUAUAUUAAUAACUUUUUAAAUACAGAAUUGUGUUCAGUAGCAUGCUAGUUUUACUGUGGCAUUGAAAUUGUAAAACUGAUAUCAACUACAGAAUUAUGGUAUUGUUAGAAAUAUCACAUUGGUCUCCCUCCCUAACAAAACCUGCUUCCAGUUUCUUCAUAGAACAUAGUUUCUCGGUUACUUUAAAAAGAAAAUGCACGGAAAUGUUCUCAUUCUUGGCUCUGAGUCUCCUUUUUUGACUUUUAAAGCAGGAAUAACCAGAACUAAAGUAGUAAGUGGGAGCAGAGGAAAAAACUGAAAGAAUGUAAAAACCUGAGAGAGUCAUUUGUGGGCUGAGGUGACUUUUAAGGACACAGGACCUGUGUUCUUAUAUAAUCAGAGGUCUUGCCUGCUCAAUCAAAACAAGAAUGUCUUUGAUUGUGCCCCGCGCCCCGUGGCAUCCAGGCUCUGCGUGGCAUCCGUGCCUGCUGCUCUCUCUCAUGGCGCACUGCCUGUUGUCACGUCGAGGUGAUCAGGAAUGCCUGGGUCAUGAGGGGCCGCGUGUCCUGACUGCUGGGAUUAGAUGCCAUAGCAGCGUAACGCUAUGCAGAGGUGAUCCCUGUGUGUUUGUUUGUGUGACAUUUUUUUUAUCACGUUGUUUGUGUUGAGUGUGUGACUUUGGCUGACUCAUGUUCUGCAUGCUGCUUUGCUUUAGGUUAUGUUGAGGUUUAUUGUUUUGGGGACCUUUUGUGUUGGUUUGGUCCUUUGGUUGUUGGCGGGGGACAUUAGAUAUUAGCGGAAUGUGUUAAUUAAACUCAUGACUUCACAGCAGUUCUUUAUUCCCAUGCCUUGGAUUCAGGCCUACCCAGAAUCCCCUCUGAGCUUUAGAAGGUCCCAGAGUCUCUUUAAUGUUCUGCAAAACAAGCCCAGUGGUUGGGCUUCAUUUGAGGGCUUCAUUAGAUGAUCUGAGAACAGUGCAAGUUUUUAUAUAUAUAUAUAUAUAUAUAUUGAAGGCGAGCAGGAAGUUGAGGUUAACCAACUGUAAAUUAAAUAUUUUUUUAAAAAAUCAUGUUUUUAAUGUAAAUGUUUAAAAUCAAAAUAAAAUGUAUUUUACAUCUACAAUUGGACAUACACUAACAUGCAUACGCUUUCGAAAGAAGUCUCUUAUGCUCAGUUAAGCUGUAUUUAUUUGAUCAAAAAUUACUGUUAAAAACAGUAGUAUGUUGAGAAAUAUUACAAUUUAAAAUAACUGUUUUCUAUGUUAAUGUAUUUUCAAAUGCAAUUUAUUCCUGGGAUGGCAAAGCUGAAUUUUUAUCAGCCAUUACUCCAGGCUUUAGAGUCAAACGAUCAUUCAGAAAUCAUUUUAAGAUGCUGAUUUGCUUCUCAAGAAACAUUUCUUAUUAUCAAUGUUGAAAACGGUUGUGCUACUUAAUAUUUUUGAGUUGUUUUGUAACAAUGUAAAAGUCUUUACUUUCACUUUUGAUGAUUCUUUACAGAAUAAAAGCAUUAAUUUCUUUCUAAAAGUAACCCCAAACUUUUAAACAGUUGUAUAUUUUAGUGUAAAACAGAUUUGGACAUGCAAGAUAUUAUAUUUUUAUUUAAGAUGACUUUUUUUUAAUAGUGUUUGUUGACUGAUUCAUUUUUCUAAAUAUUACAAGAGAAGAGACAUGUAUUAAAUAUAUAUCAUGUAUUUUUUACUUUCAUCAGCAAUAUGAUUCACUUUUUUAAUCAUACUUCAGUACGUUUAAGACCAACACAAAUGCUCAUAAAAACUCAUGUAAUGUCAUGUUUUAUGCACGCUAAUGCCCGUAAUUACACAGCAUUACACUUUAAAUUCCUCCGUCGCUUGCAUGAACCUGUCGUUUGAUAAUCGACUCCUUGUGCGAUCCGAAAGCCCAAAGCUUUAUUUAACUCUGUCAAUGAAACAAACAAACAAACCAUUAAAACAGAACAAACAUCCACAGCAGUGACACGGGGGGCUUUUCCUGCCUGUGACAGCAUGCUUGGCUGCCCCCACUGAGCACUGUUUCUUGAUAGCAGUGUUUGCACUGUAAAAAGGCCCCAUCGUGUCUUUCUCUAAUUGCUUCCAUGUGUGAGUGUGAUUCUGAACGCUAAACAUGCAGAACUAGUACUUAACAGUUUUUUGGUGGUAACAUACAAGGAUUUCAUAUGUGACUUUCAUUAGAGAUGCAUUAAAUAGUAAAGAUGCUAUUUUUAUACACGUAUGUUGUAAGUUGUUAAAUAGUAGUUGAUGUGUUACUUUAUUUGGGCAUUCAUAUGUUAAUCUGCUCAAGGUUGUGACAUAACUGUACUGAUUCUGAAUGAGCUGUUUUACGAAUGAGCUAUGCGUUGUGAAAGUUAGCAUAUGUUUACAUAGUAUUAACUGUUCAAAGAGCAAGAACAGUCUUAUUUUCCAUAAUGUGUCCCUUUAGUGCAUACUUUAGAGUAGCAGAGGAAAUGACAUUUAUAUGACACAUGAGUGUUCUGUGAAGGGAAUUUGUGUCUCUCAGACUUGGACUUUGUGUUUGUCAGUGGUAUUAUUGUAAAUCAGUAAUUCAUACCCCUCAGGGGAGAGCUAAUCACUGGGGAUUGUGCUGCAGACCAAAGUGUGAGGAAUUCCUGUCCUGCCGCCAGGAACGGGCCAAACUGAGGAAUGACAAUGUCAGAUCGGAAACAAAAAGAAUAAAAAACACCAGAAAGGGAUUUAGGCAUCAACAUAUUUGUCUUCUACAAAUGUAUUUGAUGACACAUCCACAUGUUUCAAAACAGAUUUUGUGCCUAGUUUUUGAAGCGUAACAGCUUCUGUCAGUUAAUAUCGGCAUUAUCUGCCAGCUCUACUCAAUAGCACACAUAGACAUCUUUCAUCAUCUCAGCUGAAUGAAGGAACACAGAGAGAGAGAAUUAUGGGCUUUUCAGUUCCCCUUAUUGACCACUUAAUAUAUUUCAUAGAAGUUGGAACCGUGGCUCCAUGUGAGUUCAUUCAUUCCUCGCUGUAUAAAGAUAUUUUGAAGAAAAUGUGAGUGGUUUUUGCUUAUUGCCUCUGUUGCUAGAAUGUUGUGGUUAUUUGCCAGGUUGUUUCUAUAUGAAUACAAAGGUUUGCUGCUAUAACAAUAGGGCUGGGUAAAAAAAAUAGAUUUCUUGAUUUUAAUCGAUUCUCAUAUUUAUGAAACGAUAUCGAUUCUUAAAUCUCAAAAAUCAAUUAGUCUAGCCUGUUUUCAGAUAAUGAACGGAACAUUGUAGCACACCUCCCAUCCAAUAAAUUAGCAAUAAGCUUUGUGCUUUGUUACUUUUGAUAUGAAACAAAGUCUCCGAUUUCAAAUUCUGUCCAUUUUAUUGCAGUAUUCAAAUAAUAACGUUUGCCGCUGUUUGAUGUGGAGUGGUAGAUUGCUGUAGUGCUUCUGUUCAAGAAAAGCGAAAUGCACGUGAACUGAUCAUCGCCUCCGCUUUAAUACCAGUUUCGGCAUGAAAUAAACAUGAAUUAACAUCCGAAGGUAUGUUAAAAGAAAGAGUGCAACUUACUGAAAUCCGUAUCCUGUAUAGCUCAAUCAGUGUUUCAACCGUGAAAAGACGUCAUGUAACGUCAUGAAAAAAAAAAUAUUCGGUAACAAACUUGCUAGUCAUAUAUAUGCACCUUAUAACAUAUUAAUUAUAAUUUUUUACUGUUCUUUAGUGUUAAAUUUAUGUUUGAAUAAAUCUGUCCAUUUUUAUGACAGCCACCAUUUAAAGGUGCACUAAGCGAUUUUUGCCAAACGAUGUUGAUAUUUGAAAGCACCCAAACAAACACGCCCAUACCCCGACAGGACCUCGCCCCUAUUUUGAAAUCUCCGCCUGACAUGCUUAAUUAAAAAAAAAAAAAAAACUUAAUUGAGUGUAAUUUAAGCAUUUGUAUACAAAUUAGUUCAUUUUAACCAUCAAUAUUAUAGUAAUGUAGUACCAAAUGACUCUCAUUUAUAUUUUACAGCAUUAGUUGAGAGAUUUUUUUUUCCCUUGAGAAAAUUUGGCAUGUACUGUAUCUGAUAUAUAUCCAUAAUAAUUGAUUUCGAAUUGAAUCAAAUAGAAUCGAAAGCUUGAGAAUCCGAUUCUAAUUGAAUUGUGAAAUUUGUGUAAAAAUCCAGCCCUAGUUGUUAGGGUGUUAUGGGGUUUGCUCAGAAAAGUACAAAGAGAGAGACUUGAGGAACAGGAUGAAGGCAGGCCUAAAGACUGUGAGGAUGAGCACAUCAGUCAGAGGGAGGAUGUUCUAGAGCAAGCGAGAGAGGACAGAAGGGACAGGGCAGAGGAGGAGCAGGCAGCUAUCUGAGGCAGCUGUGGACACAACUGGACCGUAUGCUGUAUGAACCAGAUUUUGGACUUUUAGAGACCUUGGAGAAAAAGGGAUGCUCAGAUCUGUGGGACACACAUGUUUCUUCUUCAUGAUGAAGUGAUGAGAACAACCAGUAAGUAAAUCGAGGCAAAGGAGGCAUGCGACUGGCUGAGGGCGGCGGGAUUCCCACAGUAUGCCCAACUUUAUGAGGUGUGGCUGCAGCUGUGAGGUUAAGUGACGGUAAAAAAUCAGGAAUGCAGCAGGACGAAAGAGAGAAGAGAGCUGGCUGUUGCUUUGAGCUUGAGAUCACACCUAUCCCAUCCCACCUCAGCCGGGCGGACCGAAGCCAAGCAGUGAUCAGCUGAAUUAUUCUUGAUUUUCCGUUUCAGACAUAUGGAAUAAAAAAUGCAUUUGCACAGCUGUGUGCUUCAUUUGUCAGCACAUUUUUGUCCUCCCUCUCUUUAUCUUUUCUAGUCAUUUUAGGGCCGCGGCGAGCUAUUUGCAGGCUAGAGUUUCUAUCCAAAGGGAGGAAGAGGUCAUGGGAAAAAGUCUUCAUUAUCACUGACGGGAAAAUACAGGCCUUUGCCUCAGUCUUCCGCCCAGGCCAGCAGAGGGGUCGAGAGGAUACUAUUCUCUCUGCUGCUCUCUCUCUGUUCCCUUGACUCCUCCUUAUGAUACUUUACGUCAAUGAGUGAUAAAAUGUCAACAGUUCUAUAUUUAAUUCCGUGUAAAUUCAGAGCUUGGCUCUCAUGAGAAAAUCAUAAAAUGGAAGAAGCUCUGUUUGGCCUUGUGAGGUCAUUAUGCCAUUAUAACAUAAAUAGAGAUCUCCCAGAUUCCAAUGGGAAAACACCUUAGUGCACAUCUUUAUCAGUUUUUCCUUCUUUUUGCUAAUUACUUGCAUUUGUUUGAGUCGAAUCGAGGGAGUUAUGCGAUAACCUCUGGUUCAGUUUCAGAGCCAGUCUGCUGUGUAUAAUGUAAUCAGUGAAGGAGCGUCUGCCAGAGAUUGCAUUUGAUUUAUAAGAAUUACGCCACAGCUGCUGUGGGUCUGUGUGAUCCUCUGCAGAACCUCCGCAGAUGUCUGGAUAGAUGAACUGAGAGAGUUUUAUCCAGUUAUCUCUCUGUUUUGUAUUAAUCACUUUCCAUUUUAAUUUGUGUUUUUGAUUAGCCUUUGCAUGAAAAUAACAAUAAAUAACAUGCACUUGAUCAAUAUGUGAACUUUCGUGAUCACUCACUCUGAAUAUAUUGGUUACAUUAAACUUUUUGAACAGGAUAGAGAAGUGAUCUGCUUUCUGUCUCCGCCAACAGAUUCCCAGUUUCCCAUUGAAAUAUCUUCCGUCAAGAGGGACCAUGACUUUCUUGACAAAGACCUUGUGGAGCCUCUUUGCCGUCGACUCAACACUCUGAACAAGUGUGCCUCCAUGAAACUGGACGUGAGCCUCCCCAAGAAGAAAAGUGAGGACUCUGAUGAGGAGGACCUGUUGGCCAUCAGUAAUAGAUGGACGUUUGAGUGGAACAGUCGGCGCUGGUCACGUCUGCAAGACAUUGAUUACCUCCUGGGUAGAGCGGAGGAGCGGAGCCCCUCUGAGGUGGGUGAGGGUCUGCGGACCACCGUGAGCAGCGAGAGCAUUCUGACAGACCUCAGCGAGCCGGAGAUCUGCUCCCUGCACAGCGAAGACUCCUUGGCUGCCAUGCCUGACUCUGCCUCGCUCACCCCACUGCACUUGCCCAGAGAGCUGCCUCAUUACGGUUCACUUCCUGCCAAGAGCAGGCGACGUGGACGCACACGCGCCAAAGACUUCCUGAGGAGGAUGGAAACGCUGGGUCGGACGUGGGGGCCAUCGAUGGGUCGUUCAGAGCGGCGCUCUUUGGUUAUCAGCGGCCCAGUUCUGCAAAGCGAGCCAGAGGCACUAAAGACUCUACGAUGUGUUCAGAUUUUAAACGGCGGGCCUCUAAAUGCUGAAAACAUGCCACCUGCUAACAACUGCCUAAAUUCGCUGGCCAGCAGUGAGGCUAGCAGCCAAUCGGAAACCAGCGGUAGUGCCGAAAGCACACCGAACAUGAAGGGACGUGUCUCAAAGUUGUAUCCUCCUGGUAAACGUGUAGGCGUCUACCUAGAGGACAUCGAUGUUCUCGCCGGCGCUCCCCAAAGGAGGAGACCGGUCGAGCAGAGCCGCAAAAAUGAGUUUCGCUCCUAUGACGAGCUAUUGGUGCACAUCCCAAAAGAUCACAAACCUGGUACCUUCCCUAAAGCGCUAUCAAUCGAGAGUCUGACACCAGCCAGUAAGGAACAUGGAAACUGGAAGCUUCUGGAUUCAGAGCCGCAGCCCUUCAAGUGCAGGAAAGUUGGUGGAAGGGAACUCCGGGCCGUGACGCGCUGCUGCCCACGAGGCAGCAGGAUCAGUGUGUACGAUAACGUACCGGGCUCACACCUGUACGCAAGCACGGGGGACUUACUGGACCUUGAGAAGGAGGAUAUAUUCCCACAUUUGGAUGACAUUCUGCAGCAUGUGAAUGGGCUGCAGCAGAUCGUGGACCACUGGUCCAAAAACGUCUUGCCGGAGAGUGAAGGGGAGGGGGAUGGCAGCAGGGGGCAGGACCAGAGGAUUAUUGACGGCCAGUCUUCCAGUCAGAUCACACUGGACUUUGAGGGGACUUCUGUAAUUGAAGGGUUGACCACACCAAACGACGGCAACAAGGAUGGGGUUUCGUUAAAUGAAACGGACACCUCCAGCACCAGAGAGAGGAGGGACUCAGGGGUGGGGGCUUCUCUGACACGACCACGCCUUAGAUGGCCCAGCUUCAGGAUGUCAAACCUCCUCAGCCAAUCAGGAAUCUCGCUACAGAUAUCCAGCCAAUCAGUGGGCCAGCUUAGCUUGCUGCAGAAGUUCUCUUUAUUGCGUCUCACUGCUAUCAUGGAGAAAUACUCCAUGUCUAACAAGCAUGGGUGGACUUGGUCAGUGCCAAAAUUUAUGAAGAGAAUGAAAGGACCAGACUACAAGGAUAAGACGGUAUUCGGUGUUCCUCUGAUUGUCCAUAUCCAGCGGUACGGACACCCUCUGCCCAUUAGCUUACAGCUCGCCCUACGCUUUUUAAGGAGCCAGUGUUUGGACCAGGUGGGACUUUUCCGUAAAUCCGGGGUAAAGUCUCGUAUUCAGGCUCUGCGCCAAAUGUGUGAAACUUCCCCAGAAAAUGUGAACUACGAGGAUCAGUCAGCAUAUGACGUGGCAGACAUGGUCAAACAGUUCUUCAGAGACUUGCCUGAGCCUCUACUCACGAGUAAAAUGGGCGAGACCUUCCUCCACAUAUACCAGUAUGUCCCUAAAGAACAGCGCUUACAGGCUGUGCAGGCAGCUAUCAUGUUAAUGGCCGAUGAAAAUCGUGAGGUCCUGCAGACGCUGCUGUGCUUCCUAAAUGAUGUCACUUCCUCUGUUGAAGAGAACCAGAUGACCCCAAUGAACCUGGCGGUGUGCCUCGCUCCUUCUCUCUUCCACCUCAACAUCAUGAAGAAUGAUAAUUUGUCGCCUAGGUCUAUUCAGAGGAAGUACGCCACUGGGCGACCAGACCAAAAGGACCUGAAUGAGAACCUUGCGGCUACUCAGGGGCUGGCGCACAUGAUUGCAGAAUGCAAUAACCUAUUUGAGAUUCCUGAGGAGAUGGUCUCUCAGUCCAGGAACUCAUACAUGGAAGCUGAGCUGCUGGCGCCCUCUUUAGACGAGCUCUGUAAAAAACAGCCACAACAGGAUGAGGAAGACGAAGAAGAGGAGGAAAGCAUGUGUCACUCUUAUCUGGAGAGCUUGAUACAGAAUCUGAUGAAAGAGACCAAAGACAAGACCAAGGGCUGGGUGUCCAGAUCAAAUAUUGACAGUACAGAGAUAUCAUUCAAAAAGGUGGGAGACGGGACCCCGUUGAGACGCUGGCGUGUGUCUGUAGAGGUGGAGGCUCCUCCAUCUGUGGUGCUAAAUCGGAUAUUGCGAGAGCGCCACCUGUGGGACUGUAACCUGCUGCAGUGGAAGGUUCUGGAAACUCUGGACAAACAGACGGAGGUGUACCAGUAUGAGAUGAACAGCAUGGCCCCUCACCCCAACAGAGACUUUGUGGUGCUCAGGACGUGGAGGACAGAUAUGCCAAAAGGUGUGUGUGUGCUGGUGUCGGUGUCAAUCGAUCAUGAGGAAAGCCCGCAGCUGGCUGGAGUGAGAGGAAUAAUUCUGGAAUCACAGUAUCUGCUAGAACCGUGUGGCUCUGGGAAGUCCAGACUCACACAUAUAUGCAGAGCUGAUCUAAAAGGAAAGUCUCCAGAGUGGUACAACAAAGCUUUCGGCCAUCUCUGUGCUAGCGAGGCUGCCCGCAUCCGCAACUCCUUCCAGUCUCUGGAUCCCGAGGGCCCAGAAACCAAAAUCUGAACAUGGCUACACGAAGUCAGGCAUGAGGGAACUGGGAUGUAGUUCAACAUCAGGGCAGAUGGUCACAGAAAAUGAACUUUGGCGAGGAAAAGGAGGGAUUCAAGAGAGAGGAAAAGAGCAAAUGGAAUGUUUUUAUUGUUUCUAGCCCCUAAACUACAACAAACUGCCAUGUCCUGUUGGUUUAAUAGACCGUGGAUCAUUGGGAUUCGUUUUAGAGUGUUUUACCCCUUAUAGGGCAUUUGAUUUAAGUCAGUUUAUUUCAUAUCAAUUUAUGCAGCUGUUCAAAACUGCCACUUUUGAAAUGGCUUUUGUUGUGUGUUUUGGGGCAUAUGAUGAGAGAUGAGAAAAAAUGGACAGAGAAAGUGACAGAGACAGAUUCCACCGUAGCUAUGAAGCCAUGCCUGUAAAAAAAAAGUCGUAACGCUGCUUCCUGUUGUCCAGUCUUUACCGCAGCAGACAGCUUUUUUAACUAGCACCUUUAGAGCUUCGCUUACAACAAACAGAUGUGAAUGACAAGCCACCUCACGCUAAAAUCUAAAAACAGCAGGUCUGGUUUCGUUUUACCGAGCACUUCAAGCUAAAGUACUGCAUUCUCAAACCAAAUAUAGGUACGUUAUUGUCUACAUUAUUUAAAUCUCUGUAUUUAGGUGUUUUAUCCUCAUGUGAAUGAAGCUAGUGUUACAGUGACUGUAUUUUUUAACUAAGGUUGUACCCUGGUGACGUAUUGAUGUGAAGUAUUUACAAGCCCAUAUUAUUUCUAAAUUCUGUUUUAAGAAAUGUUUUGUUUAUCAUUACAAUAUUCCUUAAUUUCAUUGUCCCAGGUAAGCAAUAAUGUAUUCUCAUGAUAAAUGGUACAGUAUUGUGCUCUUCUAACAAUGCAAAAUGAAUUAGUUAAGAUUAAAAAUCAAACAAUAUUGUAAAAAAUAUAGAAAAUGCCAAUGAUUGUUGCAUAUAUGCAUUAUUAUUAUUAAUUAUUAUUAUUGUCAUUGUUAUAUGUUGCUAUGUCACUCUACAAUGUCUAGGACAUGAAUUCAUUUCACUGCUUCUGAGAAGCAUGUCUAUUCUAUUCACAAAGCUGUACAUUUGUGUGUGUUUGUGUGUAAAUGUGUAGAUACAAUUCAGGUUGUAUAUUUUGUACAUAAAUGAGGCUUAUUGGCAGGUUUAUCUGCUUUUAUGCUCAGUUUUCCCCCCUCAUAUCAAUAUUUUGCUUGAAAUAUUGCAAGCUGGUUUAAUCAUCUGGCUUGUUCAGUGCUGUUUAGAUGGGAACAGUGUGUUUGGGUUUGACUUGAGCUCAGUGGCCAGAGAAAAGCGAUAUGUCCUGGCUCCAAAUAGUUUUUGAACAGUAAACAGGGUGAUUAAAGUUCCAAGCAUUUGGAAAUGUGGAAAAUAAAAUCUCCAAUGCAUACUGUUUUCUGUAUUUGUUGUGUGGG